AUGAAAUACGGUCUCGCUUCCAUGAAGCUUACUUUAUUCUUCUAUUUGUUGUAUGUAAAAAAUAUAAUUAGCUUGAAACAUACAAAAUCCAAUCUAUCAUUUUUAUAUAAUGGAUGUGAUAAUACUAAUAGUGGUGUGAUUAGCACACACAGAAAUAAAACAGCUAUACAAAAUAAAAAUAAACAAUCUAAACUUAAAAUAUUAUCGUUAAAUGAAAAACAAGAUGAAGAAUUAUAUUAUGAAUUAAAUCCAGAAAAUACGGAAAAAGUUCUAAAUUUAAUAAGGCCCAAACUACAAAUAGAUAAUGGGGAUGUUGAGCUAGUAGACAUAAAAGGUAAUGACUUAUACAUACGCCUGCUAGGAAAUUGUGUCACAUGUAGCUCAAAUAGUGUAACUAUAUCACAAGUUAUAAAAAAAACUUUAAAAAUGUAUAUUCGAGGUCCUGGAAACAAAGAACCAAAUGUAAUAAUUACAAAUUUUGAUGAAAUUAAUGAAGAAAAUAUUCUAAAUUGUUUAAGUGAUCUCAAGCCAUAUUUUGAUUUUCUUAAAAUUGAAGUCGUAAUUAAAGAGCUAAUAAACAACAAAGAAAAUAUUAAUAAUAGCGUUAUGCUGAUGUUUAAAAAUAUAGAAAACGAGGAUAAGGAAGUAAAUAUACCUCACAAUAUUAAAACCGAAAUUACUGGAAGAUUAAAACAAAGUUUUCCAUCAUUGACUGUUAAUUUUGAAAAUUAA
Molecule: messenger RNA, 732 nt
Organism: Plasmodium vinckei vinckei
Lineage: Eukaryota; Apicomplexa; Aconoidasida; Haemosporida; Plasmodiidae
Product: NifU-like scaffold protein, putative
Exons: 2
Coding region: 1-732 (243 amino acids)
Biological process (GO): iron-sulfur cluster assembly
Cellular component (GO): mitochondrion
Molecular function (GO): iron-sulfur cluster binding; iron ion binding
Source: RefSeq, a predicted model, not a curated record